This is a messenger RNA of Asterias rubens (European starfish), 5239 nucleotides long. RefSeq names its product ubiquitin-associated protein 2-like. Gene Ontology annotation, cellular component: cytoplasm; nucleus. The coding region runs from base 94 to 4119 and encodes 1341 amino acids. The record is from RefSeq and is a predicted model, not a curated record. NCBI's taxonomy places the organism in Eukaryota, Metazoa, Echinodermata, Asteroidea, Forcipulatida, Asteriidae. Gene Ontology annotation, molecular function: protein binding. The transcript is spliced from 27 exons.
AAAUUUUUUACUGAGGUCACGUGACAACGGCUUUGUGAACUCUCCGAAGCAGAUUAAGCGAUUUGUACAUACAUUGUUUUGUAUAUACUGUAUAUGAUGUCCUCGAUGGGUUCCACUCGGGGAAACACACGAAGUGGUGCGCGGGAAAGACCUGUCGCAAAAUCCAGCUCACAGACCUCGACUAGCAAGUCCGGAGCAGGGGACACACCAGUUGGCAAAAAGGCUACUCCAGACCAGAUACGCCUCGCCCAGAUGAUUUCCGACAGUACCAGCAUAAACAAAUUGGACGACAAAUUGGCCGAAAAAAUCAAAAUGGUGCAAGAUGUAACCCACAAGUCAGAAGAUGAAAUCAUGGUGGCCCUGUACGAUUGUCAGGAAGAUACAGAAAGAGCGAUCAACCUCCUCCUUGAAAGAGUAGACGGGGACCAGGGCGAGUGGGAAACCAUCAGCUCCAAGAAAAAAGUAAAGAGCAACACGUCUACCUCUCGGGGGAGCAAUAGCAACUCUGACAACACAUCAAACAGUAGGGAAGGACGGUCAGAGAAAGAGGGAGGGGGCCGAGAGAAGGGUGGCAAAGACAAGGAGCCUAGAGACAGGGACAAUAAGGAGAGAGAUGGCAACUAUCGUGGGCGUGGCAGAGGGGGAAGAGCUCAGCUCCCACCACGGAUGACCAAAGGUCGAGGGAGAGAGUCGGACUCUUCAAGCAGGGAUCGAGAAAGGAACGACCAGAACAACAAGUGGGAGGGCGGAGAAAGUGGCAGGGGGCGUGGCCGCAAGGCGCAUGAUCAAACGAACGGUCCAUCUCGACGUGGUGGAAGGGGUCCAAGAUCCUACACUAAUCCAAAAUUUGGAACGUUCGAGCAGAAUGAUGCUUUCAAGCCAGGGGACAAUGUGUGGACCAAUCCCCCAGAUACAUCCAACGAUAACAACAUGGGUGAUUUCACUGUUUCAGCCUGGGAUGGGAGUGCGAUAGCUACAGACAGCUGGACGGCGGAUGACUGGAGUGGUGAUUUGGCAGAGAGUAAAGUGUUUACACCCAGUCCCGGUCAAACAUCCGAAAUUCCCAACAAUUCUGUUCAGCAGCCCUCGGCUCAGCCCCAGCAAUCUCCUCUGUCCACCAACGCCCAAAUGCCGCCCUCUAUGCCAGCAACGAUGUCGGUCAGCUCCAUGGCGCCCUCUAUGGGCCAGUCACUGGCAGUGCAAUCUUCAUCCAUGGGGCAGCCGCAGUCCAUGGCUGCUACAAUGCAACAGCAAUCUAGCGUCAUGCCUUCAAUGCAGCAGAGGGACGUUAUAAACUCGUACAGCAUGGAGGAUUCCCAUACCAGCUCAGCUCCUGAGAACUUCACAAGGAUUGACCUUGCAGCGUUAUUUGGCAAGUCCACCCCCCACGCCUCUAACGUCACCUCUCAGCUGACGUCGGGUGCACCAGCGAGUAUGUCUGACCCUAUGUCUUCUCAGAGACAGUCUUCAAACGUGUUCAGCCAGUACGGAGAGAUCAAACCUCAACCCCCCAUCUCGGCCAAUGACAACAAGGUCAAUCAGAUGGGCAUGCCACCAGGGCAAGGAGUGCCAGGACAGGAGGCGAGUGCAAAUCAACAGGCCCAGCAAAGAGCUCAGUCACAGCAAGCAUCAAAACCAACAAAGAAGAGAAUGCCACCACCAUCCACUAAGAUUCCUCUGUCAGCUGUUGAGAUGCCAGUAUCAGCAAGAGGACUGGGUGUUCUUGAUGUUCAAUUCGGUGCAAUGGAUCUUGAACCAUCGGUUGAUUUUGGUGUGUCUAGUAUGAUGGCUGGAGUUCCUCCAAGCAGCACAUCGCUGCAAGGGUCUGUCCCAAUGCCAUCGUCUGGCCAGCUACCUUCAGCUAUGCCAUCAUACAGCAUGGGUGAGUCAGCAGCUGUAACGGCCCCAAGCCACCUGUCCAACUAUCCCAACAAACAAGGCGAUAACUACCCAUCGUCAGCAAUGAACACGCUCUUAACCGCCAGCACAGCCUCGCCGAUCCCAACAACAUUGGAGCAGAGAUCUAUCUACGGCCAAGCACCUCAGAAACAGAUGGCUCCUGAGCCCAUCCCAAUGCCAAAUCAAAACCAAGUGGGAUUUAUGAAUGCACAGAAAGCAUCACCUACCCAGCAGAUGGAUGGUAAGACAGAUAAGCUACAGUCCGGUCCGUACCAUACACCUUCCAUGCCAUUGCAGCUAUCCUCCCUAGGGACACAUCCAACGAGCCUAGCAAGCAACGCCAUGUCCCAGUCACCGAGUGGUAUGCAAGCGUCUACGGGUCUACACUCACAGAUGGGAUUAGCGUCUCAUGGUAAUCAGCAAAUGAGACAGACACAAAACUCCUACCAUCCAACAAGUGCUACUGCGAUGACAACAACUGUCCAUUCUCAGGUCAGUCUGCCCAGCGGUUUGUCCAACAUGCCCCACGGCUACUCAGGCUCCAACAUGAACGCCAGCAGUCACCCCAACUCGGGCAUGGGCGCAAACAACCUCGCCCAGUCCAACCUCGGCGGGAGCAACUUGGGUACCUCCAAUCUUGGCAGCUCUAGCCUCGGCGGCUCCGCGCUGAACAGUUCGAGUCUCGGUGGGAGCGGUCACCAAACGUCAGGUCUCAGCAGUCAUUCAACAAGUGGACUAUCAUCCAGUGGUGGCUUGACCGCAGGCGGUCUGUCCAGUGGACCAAGCACAAUGAGCACACAACCCUCGGGACUAUCUAGCUCAGUCAGUGGAAUGUCAAGCUCAGGGCAUAUGACUGGAACGACUGUAUCAAACUCUAUGCCAUCACAGAGUGGCGCACAGGUAGCACAGCUGAGCAGCAACAAAUUGGGAGGUCUGGACGGCAGAUUGAACUCUUCACAGCAUGGUAUGGAUCACAGUCAUCCGACGUCAUCCAGUCUUAAUAGUCACUCGUCAAUGACCUCUAAUGCCAGUACGUCAUCGCUGACUACAUCCAGCUAUAAUACAGUCAGUGGAAUGUCAUCAGGACUCACAUCGGUUACAUCCGUUGGAUCAUCAGCAUUCAAAUCAUCACUUACAUCAAAUAAAGGACCACCAAACUUGCCACCAGGGAUGCCGUUGUUCAACCCCCAGUACAUCAUGGGCCAUGGCAUCUUGCCUGUCAAUCCAUUUCAGGCUGCAGCAGCUGCCUCCCACCAAUCGUUCUACAAUUAUGACGACCUGCAAAUGCAGUUAUCGAGAAUGCCAAUUGGUUACUCCUAUGAUCCCCAACAGUUCCCUCAGCCUCCUACGACGAUGACCGGUCGUGAUGUCACAUCCCACUCAACGGCGCAGUAUUCCAUGACGGACCAGAGCAAGUUCACCAGAGGAGAGGCGGCGUCGCCCGUCGGCUCGUCGCUGUCAACACAGCAGCAGCAGCAGCAGCAACAAACAGGUCAAGCGGGUCAUCACCAGACGCAACAGCAAGCCACUCAGCAAGCAGCUUUCAUGAAUCCAGCGACUGUUCCACCAGGCUAUGGGUACGGAGGGCUACCUUACUACCCAAGUCAUGGGAUCAUACCACCCGGUCUGCAGUACCAGCCAGCCGUGUUUCCUGCUGUCAAUACACAGGUGCAGCCUAACAACAGGUCUCAAGCAGGGACGACGCCCCACUCGGCAUUCCAACAAACGGCAUAUGGUCAACAUGGCUCACAUAGUGCAUAUGGAGCAGGAUAUGAUGAUUUGAACCAGUCACAAGAUUACACCAAAGGUGGCUACUCAACAGUGUCACAGUCUGGGGCUAAAGGCACAGGAGCAACAGCAGGACGUAGUUCAGUGUCUGUCACCUCAGCUUCAGCUGUACCAGCGGACAUGACAGCUAGUUCCUACACAAACAAGGCUCAUUCCCAGUCCUAUGCAGACAAGCAAGGCUUCCACACAGGUACCCCGCCACCAUUCAAUUUCCCUUUGGCCAGUGGCAACCAGGGAGGGCCUCUGACGCAAGCGACAGGCUACCCUCACGCCUCCUUCGUGCCGAUGAUGCCACACAACACCAUGUUGCCACACCAACUUCACAGCGAUGGUCAGGGUGGGUCGUCUCAACGAUCCCAGGGAAGCACCAACCCCGGCAAGCCGGUCAGCAAACCACCUUACGGAGGAUCCACAUACUGGGGCGCUAACUAGAACCUGGUACCAGUCAAUCAUAUAUAUAACACGAUCGUUCGAUCAUGUUCAGUCCACAUUGCAUCUGGACACACACAUGUAGAUAUUGUUAACUUAUCCUGUUGUAUUUUAUGGAAACAGAAAUAGUUUGAUGCAUCUGCUUCAUUUUCACUUUUUUUUUUUUUUAAGUACACAUUUUUUUUCUGAAUUAUUGUUUUAUUAUUCGUCCCAAGGCCAGAAGAAAAAUUGCGUCAUUUUUUGGAGCAGGCCUUGUUUUACUAUUUGUGUAUGUACACCACAGAUUUGUUCCUAGCUUUAGUAAUGGGUCAUAUUUGUUGUGAUGCUUUGUUAGUACGCUGUUAGUUCAGACCAAAGAAUGGGGUUUUAUUCUCGGUGCCAAAUUAUACUCUGGUCUCUACAGGGUUGAGUGAAAACAUAGAAGCCAUUUGGUCUUUUAUUCUGACAUAUAACUAGACAGUGAAAAUAGUGUGUAUUAUAACGUCAAGAUUUCAUGGUAUACAGACAUCGGAUACCUGUUAGGGUUUAUUGGUGCUGUUAUAAGGGAACCAGCAUUCUGUUUUGUGGGCCGUUCCCUGGCAGUGUUUUUUGCACUGGUCCGAUUUUAUUAGACCGAGGCAGAAAACAUCAAAUCUGAUAAAGUAAUAAGUUGAAAGAAACAUGAUGGAGAGGAUGUGCUUGGAAACAUCAACCUUUGACCUAAUCGCAAAUACUCGGUAAGCCCGCGUAAGGCGUGGAAUGAGGUGCAUGCUGGUCUAGCUAGCGAUCAAAGUUGAUCCCUAGCUAGACCAGUAUGCUUUUUAUUCAACAGUUAGCACUUGCACAAUGUGUACUUGCGAAAAGGUGUAUUGGCUUUGGCAUCACAGUGUCCUCUCAAGAGGUCCAUGCAAAGAUGGACAGUUGCUUCUAGGUGUUGAGGUUGGUCGACCUCGACUAUGGCAGUGUACUAGGGGGUUAAUAAUUUGGUAUUGAGUAUAAUCAUCCCUUAUUGUGGUAUGUAUGACCCUUUUUAGAACAGAAGUCCAUGUCACCGGAAUCAUUAUUUGAAAUCAUUGUUGUUUGCCAAAAGUUACAGAGCAAGCCAAGGAUUGCCUACUCCAUCAAAACAUUGUCUCGUCUCGUA